AUGGAAGUGUUUGGCUGGAAUAACUACAGAUGGGGCUCCAUCAAUGACGGGAGGAAAAACGGACUUGUAGCACAUGUUCGAAGAAAACUGGAAGAGGAGGGGGUGGAAGAUGCCAUUGCUCUGCACUGCAUUAUCCAUCAGCAGGCCCUUUGCAGCAAAAUCUUAAAGUUUGACAAUGUGAUGUCUGACGUCGUGAAAUUCAUCAACCAUAUCAGAUCCAGGGCUUUAAAGCACCGGCAGUUCCGUGACUUUUUGGUUGAAAUAGAGUCAGAAUAUGAGGACGUGCUCUACUUUACCGAGGUACGUUGGCUCAGCAGGGAGAAGGUCUUAAAGAGGUUUUUUGAGUUGAGGGCACAAGUGAAAGCCUUCAUGGAGAAGAAUGGGAUGGCUGUCCCUGUGCGAAGUGAUCCUAAAUGGCUAAUGGACUUAGCUUUUCUUGUUGACUUCACACAGGAGCUGAAUGUACUGAACAAGAAGUUACAAGGCCAGGGCCAGCUUGUGAGUGUCAGAACAUUUUCCACAAAACUUAUGUUAUGGAAAGCCCAGCUUUCCCAGACAAACCUCUGCCAUUUCCCAGCAUGCAAGGAACUCAUGGAUUCAGGCACAACAUUCAGUGGUGAGAAGUAUGCUGAUACUAUCGGAAAGCUACAAGAAGAAUUUGAUCACAGGUUUGCAGACUUCAAGACACACAGAGCCACUUUUCAAAUGUUUACAGACCCCUUCUCCUUUAAUGUGGAGGAUGCCCCCCCUGUCCUGCAGAUGGAGCUAAUUGACCUGCAAUGUAAUACUGAACUCAAAGCCAAAUUCAGGGAGGUGAGUGGAAACACUGUGGAGCUUGAACAAUUUUUGAGAAAACUCCCCCCCACCUUUCCUGAGCUUUCCAGGAUGUUCAUGUGCCUUUUUGGCAGCACCUAUCUGUGUGAAAAACUCUUCUCCACAAUGAACUUUAACAAGUCAAAGUUCAGGUCCAGACUUAAAGAUGAGAACCUUAAAGCUACACUGAGGGUCUCAGUUGCCUCCUCCCUCAAGCCAAAUGUGUCUCAGCUGUGUGAGAGGAAGCGCUGCCAAGUCUCCGGAAGCAAGGAGUAG
Messenger RNA from Knipowitschia caucasica, 1089 nucleotides. The record is from the annotation of a GenBank genome assembly. Lineage: Eukaryota; Metazoa; Chordata; Actinopteri; Gobiiformes; Gobiidae.